Molecule: messenger RNA, 938 nt
Organism: Cucurbitaria berberidis CBS 394.84
Lineage: Eukaryota; Fungi; Ascomycota; Dothideomycetes; Pleosporales; Cucurbitariaceae
Exons: 1
Coding region: 205-795 (196 amino acids)
Source: RefSeq, a predicted model, not a curated record
UGGGCGCAUCUCUCUGGUUUAGCGACUUCGUCUUGUUUUUCGGCGGCUAAAUGAGCCUCAAUAUGCGAAAUCUCCUCUCUCAAGGGUCAGCAGAGGGUUCAAGCACGGUAGCUGGUAAUACCAUCUCGUCGACUCACUUGGUCGUGUCCUUGGUGUAUUCGCUUUCUGCCUGCCUCAGGUUGAUGUUGAGUUGACGCGCGAAGCAUGGCGGGCGCUAGGUUGGGUCGCAACUUCCUCUCUACAGGAUCUGCGACACGCCUGCGACUUCCCCCAGCGGCAAAUGGGAAGGCGCGCUCGAGCAACGCAUCUCGAGGCAUAAUCGACUCCAUGUCACCUACAGCGCCUUGUCCUCUCGACGAUAGUGACCAUGAGAUAGCGGGCAUUGAUAUCGACCCUGAUGUCAUCUCAAGUCGUAUCGCCCCGUGCUGCCGCGUACUCGAAGGAAGAUCGCUGGGAGGGUCGGAUAGCAUGGGUAGCCGUGCCUCGAGCAUGGUGCAACAGCUGUCUUUUCAUUUCUUUUACCGUGGCCCUUUGUUUCCCAAUGUUCUAUUCGCGUCCGGUCUGUGCUCUAUACAUGAUGUCACUCGACCCAUCUCAUUCACCUCCAGUCAGUCAGGCAAGACGGUCCUUCUGUGGUCGCAUGUCCGGUCGUUGCAAGGCUGGCAGAGGUCAUGGCCACCUCGGCGACAUGGUGAGUUGUCAGGGCUCGCUGGAUGGCCAGCGCAGCGAUAUCUCCAGCUCAGCAUGACGCGCACGCCGUGGUGUUCGGAUGUUAGGCGCAGGUCUGGACGGUAGGGUCGAGCAGGGAGCGCGUCAUGCUAGAGACGGCCCUGGUGUUUGCAAACCAGUAGCCAGUUGGGCAUACGAAGCGUUUGAAGAGUGAAGAGUCAGGAACCAACCCGACGCCGUGGGCGGCUGAAGCUCAAACGUGGCGUAGA